Molecule: messenger RNA, 1083 nt
Organism: Penicillium cinerascens
Lineage: Eukaryota; Fungi; Ascomycota; Eurotiomycetes; Eurotiales; Aspergillaceae
Product: glycosyltransferase family 32 protein
Exons: 4
Coding region: 1-1083 (360 amino acids)
Biological process (GO): mannosyl-inositol phosphorylceramide biosynthetic process
Molecular function (GO): mannosyltransferase activity
Source: RefSeq, a predicted model, not a curated record
AUGAGGCGCGGUCUGUUGAUCUUCAUCCUGGUCAACCUCCUCAUUCUCUCCCUCUUGAUUCGCAGUGUCUCGACUCUGCUGUCGCUACUCGUGGAGGAUGCCGCUGCCGACGCGAUUCACCGUGCGGAGUUGCCCUCGCCGAACUCUAGCCUGAUCGAACAACGGCCCCAGAUCAUCCCCAAGAUUAUCCACCAGACCUACAAGAACGAGACCAUUCCCGAGGUCUGGGUCGAAGCCCAGCAGAGCUGCCUGGACCUGCACCCGGACUACGAGUACAUUCUGUGGACGAAUGAAAAGUCGCGCGAGUUUAUCGCCGCCGAAUAUCCCUGGUUCCUCGAGACCUUUGACGGCUACAAGUACCCCAUCCAGCGCGCGGACUCCAUCCGUUAUUUCAUCCUGGCCCACUAUGGCGGAACCUACAUCGAUCUGGACGACGGCUGCAACCGUCGCCUGGAUCCCCUGCUCGCUUACCCCGCGUGGGUGCGCCGCACCGUGCCCACCGGUAUCUCCAACGACGCCAUGGGCUCCGUGCCCCAGCAUCCCUUCUUCCUGCGCGUGAUCGAGUUGCUGCAGCAGUACGACCGCCACUGGCUCCUCCCCUACAUCACCGUCAUGUACUCGACUGGUCCGCUGUUCCUGUCGGUUAUCUGGAAGGAGUACAUGCAGGAUCACCCGAGCGACUCGGGCCGCGUGCGAAUUCUCAUGCAGGAUGAGUACAACAAGUACUCUUGGAGUUUCUUCACCCACCACACCGGUAACAGCUGGCACGGAAAGGACGCGCACCUGAUUUUCUGGAUGGGCCAACACUGGGUGUUCCUCACCUUCUGCGGCUUCCUCCUGGCCGCCGUCGUCGGUUUGUGCCUUUUCUGGACCUACGGUCGCAUCGUGCUCCUGGGAGCCCAGUACCGCUACCGCUACACCAAGAUUCCCUCGAUCAUCAGCUCGUCCCGCCUAUCAUCCUCACCCACGCGGCGCGCGCGGCGCAUGAUGCCCACGCUCCUGCGGAGCGUAAGCUUCAAAGAAGACGAGGAAGCAGGCGGAGUCACCGAGACCUCCUACGAACUCGGUCGCCGGGACGACUGA